Cheilinus undulatus (humphead wrasse) is the source of this 2163-nucleotide messenger RNA. Its product is annotated as UDP-glucuronosyltransferase 1-2-like. NCBI's taxonomy places the organism in Eukaryota, Metazoa, Chordata, Actinopteri, Labriformes, Labridae. The record is from RefSeq and is a predicted model, not a curated record. Gene Ontology annotation, molecular function: UDP-glycosyltransferase activity. The transcript has 2 exons. The coding region runs from base 120 to 1724 and encodes 534 amino acids.
GUAACCCAGAAAUCAGGUUUGGACUUUAUAUUCUUCUACCUUAAGGCGUGGGGGCUCACUUUUCCUGUGACAGCUCAGAGAAAAUUCCUCCACUGUUGCAGAGAUUGAAGAGUUAAUCCAUGGAGAGCGUCCAAGGAGUCUCACUUCUGCUUCUCAUCCUGAGUGUUUCCCUCUUGGCAAGUCCAACCGUCGAGGGUGGAAAAAUCCUGGUGUUCCCGGUCGAUGGCAGCCACUGGGUCAACAUGAACCUCAUGAUCCAGGACCUCCACGCCAGAGGCCACGAGGUUACUGUGGUCCGCACAUCCACUAGCUGGUACAUCAAGGAGAGUGCGCCACAUUACCGCUCCAUCACCAUCACUUUACAGGAGGCCAUCAGCAUAGAGGAGCAGGACUUCUUUGUUACCUUCCUGGUGAAGAUGCUGGAGAUUCAGAAAGCAGGGGCAUCUCCUAUUGCCUUUAUGAAAUUCUGGUGGGAAAUGUUGACCUCUCUUUCAGAUAUCCACAAACAAGCCAGCCUGGUUGGGGUUGAAAUUCUGGAGAACAAGACUCUACUGCAGAGUCUUCGUGACACUCAGUUUGACGUAGUUCUUAUUGACCCAGGCUUGCCUGUGGGAGUUGUUGUGGCUCAUGAACUUAAGCUGCCAACUGUUUUUAAUGUGAGAUGGAUCACCAGUGGGGAGGGGCAUUUCGUUGUGGCUCCAUCUCCAACAUCCUACGUUCCAACUUCAGGACACGCUGCAUCUGACAGAAUGACCUUUGUGGAAAGAGUCAAGAACAUCUUACACUAUCUCCUCAACAUAUACAUUGACAGAUUUAUAGUAUGUCCUCACUAUGAUCAAUUGGUAGACAAAUACUUUGGUCCAGAUGUUGACUUCUAUCAUCUUCUACAAGGAACGGACAUCUGGCUCAUGAGGGUGGAUUUUGUCUUCGAGUUCCCCAGACCCACCAUGCCAAACGUUGUCUACAUUGGCGGCUUUCAGUGUAAGCCUUCGGAGCCUUUAUCGUCAGAGCUGGAGGAGUUUGUUCAAAGUUCAGGAGAGCAUGGGUUCAUCCUGAUGUCUCUUGGUACAUUGGUGAAGGGUCUGCCAAUAGAAAUCACUUCUGAAAUCGCUGCUGCCUUCGCCCAAAUUCCCCAGAAGGUGAUAUGGAGGCAUGUUGGUGAUCCUCCUAAAAAUCUGGGCAAUAACACCCUCCUGGUGAAAUGGUUGCCUCAAAACGAUCUCUUGGGUCACCCAAAGGCAAGAGCUUUUGUGGCCCAUGGUGGUACCAACGGGGUCUACGAGUCCAUCUACCAUGGAGUUCCAAUUAUAGGCAUGCCGCUUCUCUUUGACCAGUUUGAGAACAUUUUAAGAUUAGAGGCACGAGGAGCUGCCAAAUCUGUUGAUGCAUCCACACUCACUAGCCAGAACUUUCUAGAAACAAUACAGGAAGUCCUUCACAAUCCGUCCUACAGGGAUAACAUGAAACGUCUGUCGUCUCUCCAUCGGGACACACCAAUGCACCCUCUGGACACCGCCAUUUACUGGAUUGAGUUUGUUAUGAGGCACAAAGGCGCUUCCCAUUUGCGCACUGAGUCUUAUAAAAUGCCUUGGUAUGCCUACCAUUCUGUGGAUGUUAUUUGCUUUUUCUUAGCAUCCAUGUUGAUGUUAAUAGCCGCUGUAGUGGGAACAAUACGAUUCCUUUGCUUCAGACUGUGCAGGAGGAGAAAAUCCAAGCAGGAGUAGCUACUGACUCUGCACACCAAGGGAUUACUUGUUGAAAUCAGCUUGUCAUGUGAAAGGACAGGGCAAGCCAAAAUAAAGACUCAGUCCCAUUUCUAACUUUACCCAAACCCCUUGUUUUUGAGGUGCCCCCUUGCUACCCUAGAGUUAACAGUUAACAGACAAUGUUAUGCAACAACUCUCAAUGUUAUCCCACAACUCUCAGUUUGGAGUGUGCCUCUGCAAAAUGCCCAUUUUAAGAGCCAUAAAGCAUUUCAUCCAACCCUCCAUUCCAGCAAAAAACAGGACCCCUAGAUGUGAACAUGCUGAACGUAGCAGUAGGCUAAGUGGUAGGGUAAAGGAGUGUAUUGGGUUUGAGUCUUAUGUUUGAAGCCACACUAGCAGCAUUGCUUCAUAGAGGGCAAUACCGGUCUUUUAGCCUGGCGGUAAGUGGUGAGCCCAA